AUGCAUUGCCGGGCUUUUUCGGGAUGCCUCCGUUUUCCGCGGCUCCAGCCCUCCGAAUCCGCGGCCGCCGGAUGCGUGGACUCGGCGAGCGGCUUCGAUGCGGCUUCGAUGCGCUGGCUGGUCGCUUGGGCCCCUGCCGCCUGGGCGGUGCCCGCAUGGUGGGGCGAGCCUUCCGGCAGGUAUGGCUACGAGAUGGCCCAGGCCUUAAGGCGGGGCUUUGCAGUUCUAGACCUCGGCGCUGAAUCCGCAGCCAUCGAGGUGUUUGCCCAGCAGAACAGCUCGAGCGAGUGCGCCGAAGGUCCGCAGGAGCACCUCAACGUCCUGGACACGAAAUCCCAGCACUGGAGCCCACCCCCCUGCUACGAACAAGACGACUCCGACUCCGACUCUGGGGGUCCGUUGCGGCUCAUGGCUCAGUUGCAGCAGGUCGCUCGCUGGGCUGUUCGCGCGGCGGCUUCUCACGAUGGCUCGCCAGUGCAAGGGCGAUGGCUGGAGCGAGCACUGGAGGAGAUGAAUAGCCGGAGGGAGCUGUUGAGGGCCUUCGCCUACCGGGGCCUUGGCAGCGAGGCAGUGGCCGCGGAGCCGCUGAACCCUCGGGUGCCCUCCAAGGCCCUGCCGUUUCGGGCCGUUUCGGCCCGGCUCGAGCUGGUCCUUUGA
Messenger RNA from Effrenium voratum, 657 nucleotides. Lineage: Eukaryota; Dinophyceae; Suessiales; Symbiodiniaceae. The record is from the annotation of a GenBank genome assembly.